AUAGAAUCAGUGUUAAUGCGCAUGCGUUUCGCCAUCUGCACUUUCUUCUCCCCGGGAAUAGACUGCCAACGCUGCCUCACUGUAACGUUUCACCAGUGGUAUUAGUUUCUAUUUUACGGAUUGUUUUUGCUCAUAAAGAGGAUUUCGAGUGUCUUAUAUGAGUAAUCAAAGGCAGCAGAAGCCUACGCUCACAGGCCAGCGUUUCAAAACCCGGAAAAGAGAUGAAAAGGAGAGGUUUGACCCCACCCAUUUCCAGGAAAGCAUCGUACAAGGUCUGAACCAAUCUGGCACUGAUUUGGAAGCCGUCGCGAAGUUCCUUGAUUCCUCUGGUGCCAAACUUGACUACCGCCGCUAUGUGGAGACCCUUUUCGACAUCCUGGUGGCUGGUGGGAUGCUGGCCCCAGGGGGUACCUUGUCAGAUGACAUGACUCGCACAGAGUUCUGUCUCUUCAAAGCACAAGAGGACAUGGAGACCAUGCAGGCAUAUGCCCAGGUCUUUAACAAGCUCAUCCGGCGUUACAAAUACUUGGAGAAAGGAUUUCAAGAGGAGAUUAAAAAGCUGCUGCUGUUUCUCAAGGGCUUCACUGAGUCUGAACGCAACAAGCUAGCCAUGCUAGCAGGAAUUCUGCUGGCCAACGGCAAUCUCUCUGCAGCCAUUCUAAGCAGCCUGUUCAAUGAGAACCUCGUCAAAGAAGGUGUCUCAGCGUGCUUUGCUGUAAAACUCUUCAAAUCCUGGUUUUCUGAAAAGGACAUCAACUCUGUUUCUUCCGGUCUCCGAAAGGUUGGCAUGGACAGCAGGCUCAUGGAGCUGUUUCCUGCCAACAAGCGCAGUUGUGAGCACUUCUCAAAGUACUUCACAGACGCCGGCCUGCCGGAGCUUUCGGACUUUGCCCGGAACCAGCAGUCCAUAGGCGCUCGCAAGGAGCUGCAGAAGGAGCUGGAGGAGCAGAUUUCACGCGGGGACCCGCUCAAAGACAUCAUCCUCUACGUCCGCGAGGAGAUCCAGAAGAACAACAUCUCCGAGCAGAUGAUGAUCGGGCUAAUCUGGGCCAGUGUAAUGAGCUCGGUGGAGUGGAACAAGAAGGAGGAGCUGGUCACGGAGCAAGCCAUCAAACUUCUCAAGCAAUACAGCCCGCUGCUGAAGGCGUUCACCUCCCAGGGCCUCUCUGAACUCACCCUCCUGCUGAAGAUCCAGGAGUACUGUUACGACAACAUCGAAUUCAUGAAGGCAUUCCAGAAAAUUGUUGUGCUGCUCUACAAAGCGGACGUUUUGAGUGAGGAGGCAAUCCUUAAGUGGUACAACGAUGCCCACGUUGCCAAAGGAAAGAGCGUCUUCCUUGAACAGAUGAAAAAGUUUGUUGAAUGGCUAAAGAACGCAGAGGAAGAGUCGGAGUCGGAGGAAGAGGAGGCAGACUGAGGACUUCUACCUAUAACUGCCAUCUUGAUUUGUAUUUUUACAUUAGCAUAGCACCAGAUGCAGUAGAAGGACUCAUUACGGGAGUCUUGUCUGUAUUUUGUUUUUUUCUUCCUUCUCUAUUCCCUACCUCCUUUAUAACUAGUUCAACUGUAAUGUAAGGGCUUUAAUAUGGUUUGAUUUUCCAACAUGUUUUCUGUCUGACUCGAUACUUGUACUCGUCUUUAUACUCCUUACAAGGAGCCGGUCACAGAAACACAUUUAGCUGAAUGGAUUGAAACCCCAUUUACUUAACAAAGGGGGCUUCUUUUGGACCGACGGUUUCCUUCUAAAUUAGCCCGUUUAGAGGCAUAUUUCACAGCUAUUAUAUUCAGUCAUGGAACUCUUACUUUCCAGAGGUCGGUCUGUGUGGCCAUGACAUCUCGCCCUCUGAAAGGCAAAAUGUUUUUGCAACGUAAUUUGACAUUUCUGCCAAUUAUGUGACAACUUUGUAGUUUUUGUCUCUAUUCUUGGCGAUGGAGCUAUGCCAUUUCAAGCCUUGCUUAUGGGGGCAACGAACCAUAAAAUUAACUUCAAUUGUUUUCUACAUCUUACAAAACUGAACCAUGCAAAUGUAUUUUUUUUUUUUUCCUUUACCAUACAGUUUGACUUUUUAAAAUAAAUGGAAAUUAAUGGGU
Messenger RNA from Pungitius pungitius (ninespine stickleback), 2091 nucleotides. RefSeq names its product eIF5-mimic protein 2-A-like. The coding region runs from base 158 to 1417 and encodes 419 amino acids. The record is from RefSeq and is a predicted model, not a curated record. The transcript is spliced from 12 exons. NCBI's taxonomy places the organism in Eukaryota, Metazoa, Chordata, Actinopteri, Perciformes, Gasterosteidae. Gene Ontology annotation, molecular function: protein binding. Gene Ontology annotation, cellular component: membrane; cytoplasm.